AGCAAAAUGACCCUGGAAGAUUUCGAGAAGUCACUAGCGGAGGAUCAGGGUCAGAGGGAGAAGGAUAAGGACCGACACCGCCGUGACCGCAGCAGCGAGCGUUCACGGCAUUCUCGCCAUCACCAUUCUAGUCAUCAUCGACGCCAUUCGUCUAGAUCCCGAGAGCGCAGAAGCGAUCGGGAUCGUGAGUCCCGCCAUCGCGAUGAUGAUGGGCAUCGGUCGAAGCGUUCACGUCACUCGACCAACCAUGGUGACGACGAUCGUGACCAUGAGCGCAAGCGUCGACACCGCCAUGAAAGCAAGGACGACGCGGAGUCUGCGCCCAAGGCGGCCGCGGAGGAGCAUCCGGUUCAAUUGAAGCGUGACUCUUGGAUGGAAGCUCCAUCGGCUCUUGAUAUUGACUACGUCCACCGGCCAGAUCCCAAGCGCGUGGAAGAGGUCUCGAAGCCGAAGAUGCUUUCAGCUGACUAUGAGCUUAAGAUUCAUGACAAAGAGCUCAAUGAGCACCUGCGCGAUCUCAAGGAUGGAAAAGCACUCGAGGAUAUCCAAGAAGAGCCGGCGCAGCAUGAGGUGGAUUACACAUUUGGGGAUUCCGGAUCGCAGUGGAGAAUGACCAAGCUCAAGGGUGUCUACAGGGAGGCCGAAGAGAGCGGCGUACCUGUGGAGGAGGUUGCCACUGCUCGUUUUGGAGACCUACGAUCAUUCGAUGAUGCCCGUGAAGAAGAAACAGAGCUGGAUCGUCGCAAGAUGUACGGCGAGUCCUACGUGGGCAAGGAGAAACCAAGCGGAGAAAUGUUCCAAGAAAGGAAGCUUCAGAACGAUGUCCGCAGGGAUCAACACCAGCAUAUUCGCGAUCCAGCGGAGGAGCUCAAAACGGAAGGCCAGGGCAAGCAGAUGGAAACCGAGCCUCCUUCAAGGACUACACAGCCUCUGGAUCAGACGGCAUUGAAUCGUCUCAAGGCUCAAAUGAUGAAAGCGAAGCUGAAGAAUGCUUCCAAUGCGGCUGAGCUUGAAGAAGAAUACAAUGCUGCCGUCGCUGCCAUGGCUAACCACAAACAAUCCGACGUCGUGGUGCUCGGUGUCAAGGACAAUCGCAUGCUUGCUGGAUCAAGAAACGAGGUCAAGGCGGUGGAUACCAAGAGAGGCCGUGAAAGAGGACUUGUCAUAGAGAAUGACGACAUGACGAUCGACGACAUGGUUCGCGAAGAACGCAAGACUCGAGGUCAACUGGGAGGUGAAGGAAAGCGAUUGGCAGAACGUAUCACCCGUGAUGGAAAGUUCGAGAACGAUUUGGAGUACAUGGAUGACAAUGCCUCCAAGCUGGCCAAGCGAGUGCACCGAUCCGAAAUCGACAUCAAGAGUGCAACAGUCAAUGAGUUCCGCAAGAUGAACCAAAUCUUAGACAACUGCCCACUCUGCCACCAUGAAGACACCAAUACACCACCAGUUGCUCCCAUCGUAUCCCUCGCGACUCGGGUAUUCAUGACCCUCCCCACCGAGCCCGAAGUCAGUGAUGGAGCUGCCACAAUUGUGCCCAUUCAGCAUCGAAACAAUCUCAUAGAAUGUGACGAUGAUGAAUGGGAAGAGAUCCGCAACUUCAUGAAAAGUUUGACCCGUAUGUACCACGACCAGGGCCGGGAUGUGAUCUUCUACGAGAACGCAGCCCACCCCCAACGCAAGCGGCACGCAUCCAUGGAGGCAGUUCCCCUACCCUACAGUCUCGGAGAGACCUCUCCUGCAUUUUUCAAGGAGGCUAUUCUGAGCGCGGAGUCUGAAUGGUCACAACACCGCAAGCUCAUCGACACCCUGGCCAAAGCGAAGCAGGGACUUGGAAAAUCUGCAUUCCGCCGCACACUUGUUAAGGAGAUGCCUUACUUCCAUGUUUGGUUUGAGCUUGAUGGUGGCCUGGGACAUAUUGUGGAGGAUGAGAAUCGCUGGCCCAAGGGAGAUCUGUUCGCAAGAGAGGUCAUUGGAGGCAUGCUCGAUGCAGCUCCGGACGUUAUCAAGCGGCAAGGCCGUUGGAAUCGCGGUGGUGAUCGCCGGGUGGAACCAUUCAGGAAACGCUGGAGGAAAUUUGAUUGGACUCGCAUUCUUCUUGAGGGAUAG
This is a messenger RNA of Penicillium atrosanguineum, 2106 nucleotides long. Its product is annotated as putative cell cycle control protein (Cwf19). The annotation marks the transcript as partial. Gene Ontology annotation, cellular component: post-mRNA release spliceosomal complex. The transcript has 2 exons. Gene Ontology annotation, biological process: mRNA splicing, via spliceosome. Lineage: Eukaryota; Fungi; Ascomycota; Eurotiomycetes; Eurotiales; Aspergillaceae. The record is from RefSeq and is a predicted model, not a curated record.